This is a messenger RNA of Leptinotarsa decemlineata (Colorado potato beetle), 2703 nucleotides long. RefSeq lists its product as uncharacterized. Gene Ontology annotation, molecular function: zinc ion binding. Lineage: Eukaryota; Metazoa; Arthropoda; Insecta; Coleoptera; Chrysomelidae. Gene Ontology annotation, cellular component: nucleus. The record is from RefSeq and is a predicted model, not a curated record.
UUUUCAAUUUUUUGAUAAUGGGCAUUCAGCAAGAUUAGUGUUCUAUAUACACAGUGAAGUUGUUAGAUUUCAAAUGAAAGUUUCAAUAUUGGAGUAUUGAGAAUAUAAAAACUGAAUAUGUGCAAAUGUGCUGUUCAAAGGAGAAGUUGGAAGUAUUUCUAGUAGUGAUAAUGUGAAGUUUACUAUUUGAAUCUUUUGUGAAAGAAUCAUUGAAAUGGAAGAAGAAAAACCACACAUUUGCAGAUUAUGUCUGACAGCAGUUUCCCAAAGUUUUUAUUAUCUCAGUGGGGAUAGGAGUGAUAUGAUUCAAAUAAUUCUUCCUAAUGUUAAUUUAGAUGUUUGCGAAAAUGUGAUAGUAUGUGAAGAAUGUGACCGUAGUCUUCAAGAGGCCUUUUCCUUCAAAACGGCAUGCCUUGAAAUUGAAGAUAACAUUCAUAACUAUACAAAUGAUGGAACGACUCAAGUGGAUUUGGAGAAAGUACUUGGAUUAGAACAAACUAAUGAAGAAAGUUUGAUGAAAAUAUGCAGAACCUGUUUAGAAUUAGUGGAUUGGGACUCGUGUGAGUGGUUGAUACCGGAUAAUAAAUGUUUAUUGACACAAAGAUUUCAAAAAUGCAUCCCAGAAAUGGAUUUGGAACUUACCAAAAACCCUAUUUUAUGUCAAACUUGCUUAAGGUCAAUGAAAAAUCAUUUCAGUUUCAUUUCACAAUGUAUGGAAAAUGAAGAAAAAAUUAUGAAUUACAUAAAAACUAACCCACCUGGAAAUUUUAAUCUCUUUGACCUUCACCAGUUGAUCAUUUCGAAGACAGAACCUCCAGAAGUAAUUGAUUAUUUUGGAACCAUUUAUAAAACGGAACUGGAUAUUUGUGCGGACCAAAAAGUAGAAAGGGAAGAAACGGAAGAACCAAUGGAGUUUGAGGUUAGUACAGAUUCAAGUGAAUGCAAUUCUGAUGAAAAUAUGGAACAGGAGAGGAAAAAUCAGAGUCCUGAUAGUUUGACUGAAAAUGAACAUAGUGAAACUGGAAAAAAUAAGGUCAAAUCAGUUGUGAAUACUGAGUCAAUGUUGAUCGUUGAGCCAAUAUCAAAUGUUGAACCAACAUCAAAUGUUGAACCAACAUCAAAUGUUGAACCAACAUCAAAUGUUGAACAUACACUAAGGGUUGAGCCAACAUUGAGUGUUGAAAAAUCAAUCAAUGUAGAGUCACCAUCAAAUAUAGAGCCAACUUUGGAUGUUGAUAAAAUAUCAAAUAUUGUGGCACCAUCAAAUGUUGAGUCACAGUUGAAUAUGGAACCAACUUUCAAUGUUGAAAAUGACACAAACAAUAUGUAUAUGGAAGUAAGUGCUGGUAACAAUCCUGUUGAAAAAAAUGUUUUUAAUCUCGAUAGCGACUUCAGUGAUGGUGAAAUGAAUGAUGAUCUACUAAAUGACGAUCACGGUAGUGAUGUUAGUAAUGAUCUUGAUGAUGGAGCAAAUGAAGAUCUAGAAAAUAACUUGGGAAAUAAUCUCGAUAAAAAUAUUGAUAGCACCUCUCAUUCUGAACCGAACGAUAAUGCCAGUAGUGACGUUGGAGUAAAUAAUGACACCUGUAUAGAAAGUGGUAAUGACAUUGUCACUGAUCAAAUUGAACUUCAUAAUGCUCCUAUUGCUGACCAAGGGAACAAUUCUAGCACUGAUCCUAAGGCUGCUAAUGUAGAUCCUAGUCCUUCUCUUGGUGAAAACAUAAACAAUGUUCCUAGUGACCCUCCCAAUGAAGACCUAAUUUCCAAAACCAGCACCGAAUCCAGCAAAAACAAUAGAGAGGAUGACGAGGUAGAAAUAGUUUCUGUAAACAGUAAUAUUAUUGAAAUUGAUCUGACCAGUGAUGCAGAGCCAACGGAAACUGUUAAGAUUAUAUCAAAUCCACAAUUGUGGAAGACAUCUGUAAAGAAAGAACCUGGAACUGCUUCUUCCAGUGGAGAGAGUGAAAGAUCUGAAGGUAAUGGUAAGAGGAAACGAAGGUAUAAUACUCGGUCGAAGAAUCGUUUAAAAAGGAGGAUUAUUGAGUCAAGUGAUGAAGGGGAUAAUAACGACAAUGAUCCUGAUUUCAGAGUUGGGAUCGGUGGUCAAUCUGACUCUGAUGAAGAACCUAUUGCUGAACCAGCCAGGAAGAGGAACCCUACUCAAAGCCAAACAGCAAAGAAAAACUCCCCGAGUCCCAGAAACCUUCCAGGAAUUGUGUUACCAACAGGACUACCUUCAGCGAAUCUAUUGGCACCUGGAAUUCAACAAAAUAAUUGGGUCAACUAUCAAUCAUUUAUAACUCCUGACGGAAACCGGUAUGUGGGAAUACAACAGUUUUUCCCUAUACCAGCAAAUGGAAUGAUUGCGGAUAAUUUAGCCGCAAUGAGUAAUAUGGCUACUCUGGGUCAGAGGCUGCAGAAUAACCGAGUGGCACCGGUUUUUCCUCAAAUAUUACCUAAUACACAAAUAAUAGGAACACCCCAAGGAAACAUAUUGAGGUAUAGUGAAAAUUCUCAAACAGUUGGACGAUAUUCACAACCCACUUCCACGACCCUAGGAACCAUAGCAAAUCAGUUGAGCAUUCAGUCGAGUGGGAGCAGUGUGAAUGAUGACAGUAAUUCGUCAUUAGUUAGUGAUGUAAUAAAGCUACUUCACAGCAAUGAAGUGAAGAUAACACAAUUGCCCGAUGAGAUUCCAAACAG